AUGGGCUUAAGCUUUGGGGGGGGUGGUAGUGGGGGGGUGAAGGGGCACGGGGGGCUGGUCCGGAAGGGGGGAAGGAGGCGGGGAAGAGAGCCAACUUUCAGUCACACUGGGUCUAGAGGCCUCAUCAGACAUCAUCCUGGGUUCUACAGCCUCACUUACAUGCCCUGGGACCUGGAAAGACUAGCCUUCGGACAGUCCCUGGGUCCUAAACAGCGCCUCAGACUCCAGUCGAUCUACCAAAUCAGCCCUCAUGUCCCUGGGACGACCAUCAGGUGGGGGGCGCGGGCGGUCGACCCUCCGCAGAAACAACGCCAGUGCUCUCUGACCCCCUCGUACAACAAGAUCCCGCCCCACCGGCAACACCAUACCACACCCCCCCUAACCCGGUGUGACCCAACCACACUGACUUACCUAUCCCCACCCCCCCUGCACCCCCCUCAAGAGAUGCAGCCGAACCGAAUCCGACGGGGGCGCACCCACCCCUCCGUACACCCAGCCCACUACCCCGGGCAAGGCCCCGAACCUGAGCCCUCCAAACCGGCCCAACAUCGCCCACACCCUCGCCGCCGGCCCGCGCCCCGCAUAAACAACCAAUCGCACGCACAGCCUCCCGUCCCACCCAAUGGCAACCCGCCGCCACCCCGCCAGGCGCAACCCCCCAGUGACCCCCAGAAUACGACCGCCCGCACCGACCCCGCGCUCAUCCACUCCGCCCCCAUCAGAAAGAAGCCCCAACUACGACCCCCGAUUACCCGUCACCGCAACUCAGUACGGCCCCCACCCGACCCCGACGCCGCCCUGGAACUCCCUCUCAAGGACCAGGACCGCCCCCGGCACGCCCCCCCGUCACCCCGUCGACGGCUCCCAUGCUCCCCGACCGCCACCGUCCCAGGAACCCAUCACACCGCCCCCCACCCCGCGGACGACACCCACCACCCCGCACUCUCCCACUCGGCGUCCAUGUUGGGCCCCCGCAGCGGCCACGCCGCGCUAACCCACCCGAGGCUCUACCCCACUGACCUCGCCCCCCUAGCGCGAGCCGAAGCUCUCAGAACCCGCCGCGACGCGCCUGCCCCAGAUAACCAGGAGUGGCUCCCAGCCUUCAGGUCACAACCUUGCCCCUAG
Knipowitschia caucasica is the source of this 1125-nucleotide messenger RNA. The record is from the annotation of a GenBank genome assembly. Lineage: Eukaryota; Metazoa; Chordata; Actinopteri; Gobiiformes; Gobiidae.